Messenger RNA from Dicrocoelium dendriticum, 855 nucleotides. NCBI's taxonomy places the organism in Eukaryota, Metazoa, Platyhelminthes, Trematoda, Plagiorchiida, Dicrocoeliidae. The record is from the annotation of a GenBank genome assembly.
AUGGAAUCUGUAGACCCUAAGGUAGAGUCUCUGCUAAGCGUUGUAUCUCUCUCUGUACCACCUUUUUGGGACAUGGAUCCUCUUUUGUGGUUCGCUCAUCUUGAGGCUGAGUUUUACAACCACAGAAUCACUUCCGACUACGCGAAGUAUAGCAAGCUCCUGUCCUAUCUCCCCAAGGAGAUAUCAAUGCAGGUUCGUGACGUUAUCAUUUCUCAGACCGAAAACCGCUAUGAGGCUCUCAAGGAGGCCACGAUUAAGCGUGUUAUGCCCUCUGAGAAAGUUCGCCUGCAGCAGCUUUUCAGGGAUCUGCAGCUGGGCGACAAACUGCCCUCAACCCUGCUACGAGAGAUGCAGCAACUCCUUGGUUCCUCAACCAUGGACGAGACUUUACUUCGCGAACUAUGGCUACAGCGGCUACCGGAAAACACGCAAGCGAUUCUCGCUACAGUGAGCUCCGUUUCGCUCACUCAACUAGCAGAUUUAGCGGAUCGAGUUAUUGAGCGAUCACAGCCACAAGCCGACGCCAGCAAGAUCAAUGCCGUCGCGUCCCAGGGCACUUCUAUCACUGGCUUACAGUCAACUAUAGAAGCCCUGCAAACACAAGUUGCGACACUUAGUCGCCAGGUUCAACAGCUUACUAUGAACCGUCGUCGUCAUAGCCGCUCAAAAUCGCCCUUCAAACGUUCUAAGUCUAGCAACAGGCAGGCUAGCUGUUGGUACCAUCAGCGCUUUGGUACCGCAGCUCGUAAAUGUGUCAAGCCUUGCAACUUCGCCGAGAAGCAGGAAACUUCUCGGCCGGUCCGUAACGGCGACGGACGCGACCGGCCAACACCAAAGUCGCCUCAUCCGCGUUAG